GAACAUCUAUACAUUAUCACGCUGAUCAGCUGAGCAGACAUUCGCAGUAAAAUCGUAACAAAAGUUUCCUAUUGUGACUAAACUUAUAAAAUUGUAAAAUACGAUUAUUACAAGAAAUAUAAAUUAAAGUAAUAUGAUUUGUGGUUAUGUCGCUUAAGUUGAAUUUCUCUUUCGUGGAUAUUAAAAAGUGAUAUGUUCGUUGAACUUCUGAAGCGCCUACACUUAUUAGCAAAUUGAAAAUGGAACGAAAUGGCGCACGAGAAAUGGAAGAACGAAUGUGCAUAAGGGAUAGUGGUAAAACAUUAAAAAAGUAUGGUAGUACAGCUAAACAUGUUACACGAACUGAAAAUUUAAUAAAGCAUGCUGUAUCAGCAACUGACACACUUCAAGGAAUUGCUCUAAAAUAUGGAGUUACAACUGAACAGAUAAGAAGGGUCAAUAGAUUAUGGGCUUCUGAUAGUUUAUUCUUAAGGGAACAUUUACUUGUUCCAGUUAAUUCAGAAAAUCCUUUAUCACUAUCUAUUGAUAAUCCUAAUGAAACUGAACACAAUACAGUUCAAAGUAUUUCUAGUCCAUCUUCAAUAGCAUCUUCUAUAGAUGAUGACAGCUCAGUUAAUGAUUUUUUAGCUAAAAUGGAUUCUUCAAUAGCCAGUGCUAAAAGAGAAGUCAAACGUACUCAGGGGAGUAGUGAAUUUUGCAUAGAGGAUAAUGAUAUCUAUACACAGCGACAUAGAGUGCCUACUAAGUUACGUAAUUCCUUUCCUAUGUCUUCGAAUACACAUACAAUAUCCUCUACAUCAGAACUAUUAAGACCAUCAUCUUCUAGCGAUAUGCAUAACUUUCCAACUGCUGUAGUUAUGACUCAGGGCAGGAAAGUGAAAACAUCGCUACAACGACUUCAACAGCAACAAGACGAAAUAUUUCAGUUGUAGCAACUAUAUGAUAUUGAACUGUAAUAUGUUCAAAAUUGACAGUGUCAUUAAAGAGCUUGAAGAAAUAUUUAUUGGAUACUGAAUAACAUAUUGGAAACAAUAGAAGAUUAUUUCAUGUGCAAACUUGGUUGAUCCAGAAUUAAUGUAAGUUGUAAUCACUCCUUCUUAUAAACUGUUUAUGAUAACUUAUAAAGUGUUUAACUUUUAACUGAAAGCUUUUGUAAAAAGUAAUGUUGACAAUUUUUAUUCUUAUAGUCUCAGACUAUCAACAAUGGAUCAACUAACUCUCAUAUUGUCCAAACAUAUUUUUGAAAUAUUUCCAACAAUAUUUCUUAGUGGACCAUAUGUGCCUUUAACCCAAAUCAAUUGUGCAAUAAAUCCAAUAUUAUUCUUUCUCUAA
This is a messenger RNA of Megalopta genalis, 1332 nucleotides long. It is a transcript of the gene red, whose product is annotated as LysM peptidoglycan-binding domain-containing protein red. The record is from RefSeq and is a predicted model, not a curated record. Lineage: Eukaryota; Metazoa; Arthropoda; Insecta; Hymenoptera; Halictidae.